This is a messenger RNA of Oncorhynchus keta (chum salmon), 2288 nucleotides long. Its product is annotated as neural cell adhesion molecule 1-like. The coding region runs from base 108 to 2120 and encodes 670 amino acids. Gene Ontology annotation, biological process: cell-cell adhesion. Gene Ontology annotation, cellular component: cell-cell junction; membrane. The record is from RefSeq and is a predicted model, not a curated record. The transcript is spliced from 15 exons. Lineage: Eukaryota; Metazoa; Chordata; Actinopteri; Salmoniformes; Salmonidae. Gene Ontology annotation, molecular function: cell adhesion molecule binding.
AAACACAUGUUUCCACCACUGUUGUAUUUCGCGCGCAAUUGCAUGCAGCAGGUGUCAAGGACUACAUCGAUCCAUUCAUUGAGGAUAGUGACAACGUUGAGGUAGAAAUGGCUGAAUCGAUGCUAAUCUUGAGAAUGUGUUCCAUAAUAUUGGUCCUUGGUUUUUCAGAGGCCAAAAUGGAAAUCAUCACCAGCAAACCAGAUUUGUUGCUGGGUGAGAAUGCCAUGCUCCUCUGCAAAGCUGGUGGGGAAGGAGACAUCACCUGGCAGAAAGAUGGAGAGGAUGCUGAAGAUGACCUGGUUGAGAAAGUGGAUGAAACAUCGUCAAAACUGUUCAUCAGGAAUGUCAAGAUAGAGGAUGCAGGACGGUACACAUGCCUCUGUGAAUUUGACACAGGCCACAGAGAUUAUGUAUCUUAUGCCAUCUUUGUCUAUGAGCCGCCAUCCUUUGGGCAAACACCGACCAACCAUGAGUUCCUGGAGGGUCAAGAUGUGGUCAUCACCUGCGUGGUCACUGGCAAGCCGGCGGUGGAAGUCAACUGGGAGAGGGACCAUCAGAAACUGCACUCUGACGCAGGUCGGAUCACAAGAUUGAAAGACAACUCCCUACAGAUCAACAACAUCAGCAGGAAGGAUCGCGGAUCAUAUACCUGUGAGGCUAAAAUCAAGGACCGGCCCAUUUUCAAAAAGCACGUCAUCUCCAUCUUCGUCAAUGGUGGGGUUACUCAAAUUCCUCCCACAGUGAAGAUCCAUGAGGAGGUGAAGAAAGUCAUGGCCGGACCAGAGACCAAUGUCUCCCUCAGCUGCCUGGUCGAGGGAGUCCCCCAACCGAACAUCAUCUGGACAAUCCCAGACUCUUCAGAUGAGUCCCGCUACAAGUACAACUCGGACAAGAGCGAGCUCAUUAUCUCGUCUGUUGUCAGGAGCGACUACGGAGAGUACAUCUGCACGGCCAAGAAUAAGAUCGCAGAGAGCAGUGCCAUGAUCAUGCUGGAUGUCUCAGAGCAUCCUGUAGCAGUGCUGAGCCAGGAUAAGAUGAAGGUGGAGCCAGGCCAGACUCUCUCAGUGUCCUGUAACGUCUCAGGACACCCUAUGCCCGCGCUGCAGUGGGUCAGGAAGACCAACAAUGACCACCUGCUAACAGUGGACACUGGUGGAGGUAGAGUGAGAAUGGAGGAUGGCUAUGUCCUGGUCGUUGACAAUGUGACUCCCUCAGAUGGAGGGCUGUACAGCUGCAUGGCUAUCAGUCCUGCUGGCAACGCCUCCACAGACUUCAGCCUGCAGACCUGGCCAGGCAAAGCAUCCCAGGUAAGUGGCACCCCAGGGCCCACAUCGGUCCACUUCACCCUGGGGGCUUCCCUGGUGGACGGGGGCUCUCCCAUCACCCACUUCACCCUCCAGUGGAAGACAGGACGUGAGAACAAUUGGCAGGAGAGAGUCAUCCAGUCCACAGACCCCCUGGUUAUCACAGAUCUGAUUCCCUACACCUCCUACUCUGUCCGGUUUGCCCCACAGAACCACCUGGGUCAGGGUGGCUUCUCCGAAGAGAUCACCGUCCGCACACAGGGCAUACGAGGGGAACCAGACAGCCCGGUCCUGGUGGCCAGCGAGGGGAAGUUUGAGGGCAAUAUGUUCUCAAUCCCUUUAACACAGUUGGACAGCGGAGGCUCCCCCAUUAUCCACUACAUUGUCCGUUACAGAGUGAAUAAGAUGGACGAGGACUGGAGGGUGAAGGACCUGCCGUCCAACAUGACAGUGAUCAACCUCCAUGACUUGCAGUGUAAAUCAGACUACCACAUGGAGGUGCUAGCCGUCAACUCCUACGGCUCCUCCAGCCCAGCCAAGCUGAACUUCAAUGUCCCACAACCUGUAGCCAAGAUGAACAAGGGUGGGAUGGGGAAAGGGGCCGUGGCAGGCAUUGUCAUGCUCAUCUUUUUGGUGCUACUGAUCGCUGUGGACGCCACCUGUUGCUAUACCAACCGCUGCGGCAUGCUGAUGUUCCUGGCUGUCAAGCUGUUUGGGCAGAAGGUCCCUGGGAUUAAGACUGUGGAAGAGGGUGACGGCACCUGUAAUGGGAAAAGGUCCCCCAUUGGAGAUCCUGCCACAGGUCUGAGUUACUGAACAGGAAGUGGGAUCCUAGUAUCUGAAGAAUGGAACCUGUAAAUGCCAAAGUAGAAAGGAGGAAGUAUUGUGAGUUGGGGGUCUUAGUUAAACAUUUUUGGAGAGUUCCCAGGACAGUCAAAGUUCAGAAAGGAUAAGGAUUCGGAAAGUUAUCUGUGAAUUGUAAAG